Messenger RNA from Lathyrus oleraceus (garden pea), 735 nucleotides. RefSeq lists its product as uncharacterized. Lineage: Eukaryota; Viridiplantae; Streptophyta; Magnoliopsida; Fabales; Fabaceae. The coding region runs from base 1 to 735 and encodes 244 amino acids. The record is from RefSeq and is a predicted model, not a curated record. The transcript has 2 exons.
AUGGCCUCUCAACAACCAGAAGUCACUUCCCCACCUCCUGAACAUCCAAAUCCAACUACAUCUAAAAAACCUCAAACACCACCUGCACAACAACCAAAUCCAUCUUCUGAACAACCAAUCCAUUAUGAACCACAACCAACCCACUCACCAUCUGAGCCACACCCAGAACCUGAACAACCAACACAAUCACCCUUUGCCAUUCCCACACCUACAACUUUCGUUGCCUCCAUAACUCCCACACUAAAUCUCAGUGCCCCAAACUCACCUUCUCCAUCCUCCCCAGCAUCUGACACUGAACCAAAGACUACCCUCCCUACCCUAGAAGACGCAAUACAGGUUUUUGCAGAGUCUUCAGUGGAGAAGAUCAAGAAGGAAGAUGAAGAGAAAGCACACCUAGAAGAAGAACAGCGGAUCAGGGAAGCUGAGCAAAAGGUUGUUGCUGAUAUUGCUGCUACUGCGGCUGCUGCUGAGGCUGAGGCAAAAGCUAAAGUCGACGCUGAAGAAGCAGCUCGUAUUGCUGAAGGAGCAGCUGCCAAGGCCAAAGCUGAUGCACUGACUAAGGAGGAUCACUCCAACUAUGGGUUCGUCCCUCUGGUCUUGAAGACUCUGGAGGAACUGCAGAAAGAACAACAAGUGGUUCAGGCUAGGCUAGAUCAACAGGAUUAUGUCAACAACAACAUUCAGAACAUGUUGUCUCAGCUGCUCCAAAGGAUGCCUCCUCCCCCAAACCCAUAG